AUGGUCCUGCAACAGUCCGUCCUGAGUACUCUACAGCUGCACUCCACUGGACAGCAUUGCUCCUCUACAGCUGCGCCCCGCUGGAAAGCCCUGCUCCUCUACAGAUGCGCCACACUGGGCAGCCCUGCUCCUCUACAGCUGCUCCCCACUGUACAGCCCUGCUCCUCUACAGCUGCUCCCCACUGGACAGCCCUGCUCCUCUACAGCUGCUCCCCACUGGACAGCCCUGCUCCUCUACAGCUGCUCCCCACUGUGCAGCCCUGCUCCUCUACAGCUGCUCCCCACUGGACAGCCCUGCUCCUCUACAGCUGCUCCCCACUGGACAGCCCUGCUCCUCUACAGCUGCUCCCCACUGGACAGCCCUGCUCCUCUACAGCUGCUCCCCACUGGACAGCCCUGCUCCUCUACCGCUGCGCCCCACUGGACAGCCCUGCUCCUCUACAGCUGCGCCCCACUGGACAGCCCUGCUCCUCUACAGCUGCUCCCCACUGGACAGCCCUGCUCCUCUACAGCUGCGCCCUACUGGACAGCCCUGCUCCUCUACAGCUGCGCCCCACUGGACAGCCCUGCUCCUCUACAGCUGCGCCCCACUGGACAGCCCUGCUCCUCUACAGCUGCUUCCCACUGGACAGCCCUGCUCCUCUACAGCUGCUCCCCACUGGACAGCCCUGCUCCUCUACAGCUGCGCCCCACUGGACAGCCCUGCUCCUCUUCAGCUGCUCCCCACUGGAUAGCCCUGCUCCUCUACAGCUGCUCCCCACUGGACAGCCCUGCUCCUCUACAGCUGCGCCCCACUGGACAGCCCUGCUCCUCUACAGCUGCGCCAAACUGGACAGCCCUGCUCCUCUACAGCUGCUCCCCACUGGACAGCCCUGCUCCUCUACAGCUGCUCCCCACUGGACAGCCCUGCUCCUCUACAGCUGCGCCCCACUGGACAGCCCUGCUCCUCUACAGCUGCUCCCCACUGGACAGCCCUGCUCCUCUACAGCUGCUCCCCACCGGACAGCCCUGCUCCUCUACAGCUGCGCCCCACUGGACAGCCCUGCUCCUCUACAGCUGCGCCCCACUGGACAGCCCUGCUCCUCUACAGCUGCUCCCCACUGGACAGCCCUGCUCCUCUACAGCUGCUCCCCACUGGACAGCCCUGCUCCUCUAAAGCUGCGCCCCACUGGACAGCCCUGCUCCUCUACAGCUGCGCCCCACUGGACAGCCCUGCUCCUCUACAGCUGCGCACCACUGGACAGCCCUGCUCCUCUACAGCUGCUCCCCACUGGACAGCCCUGCUCCUCUACAGCUGCUCCCCACUGGAGAGCCCUGUUCCUCUACAGCUGCUCCCCACUGGACAGCCCUGUUCCUCUACAGCUGCUCCCCACUGGACAGCCCUGCUCCUCUACAGCUGCUCCCCACUGGACAGCCCUGCUCCUCUACAGCUGCGCCCCACUGGACAGCCCUGCUCCUCUACAGCUGCGCCCCACUGGACAGCCCUGCUCCUCUACAGCUGCUCCCCACUGGACAGCCCUGCUCCUCUACAGCUGCGCCCCACUGGACAGCCCUGCUCCUCUACAGCUGCUCCCCACUGGACAGCCCUGCUCCUCUACAGCUGCACCCACUGGACAGCCCUGCUCCUCUACAGCUGCGCCCCACUGGACAGCGCUGCUCCUCUACAGCUGCGCCCCACUGGACAGCCCUGCUCCUCUACAGCUGCUCCCCACUGUACAGCCCUGCUCCUCUACAGCUGCUCCCCACUGGACAGCCCUGCUCCUCUACAGCUGCUCCCCACUGGACAGCCCUGCUCCUCUACAGCUGCGCCCCACUGGACAGCCCUGCUCCUCUACAGCUGCACCCACUGGACAGCCCUGCUCCUCUACAGCUGCUCCCCACUGGACAGCCCUGCUCCUCUACAGCUGCUCCCCACUGGAUAGCCCUGCUCCUCUACAGCUGCUCCCCACUGGACAGCCCUGCUCCUCUACAGCUGCGCCGGCAAGCCUCUGUGGCUCUUCUACAUGCUGA
This is a messenger RNA of Bacillus rossius redtenbacheri, 2010 nucleotides long. Its product is annotated as proline-rich protein 36-like. The transcript has a single exon. The coding region runs from base 1 to 2010 and encodes 669 amino acids. The record is from RefSeq and is a predicted model, not a curated record. Lineage: Eukaryota; Metazoa; Arthropoda; Insecta; Phasmatodea; Bacillidae.